AUGCCUUUCGUGGACUGGUUCUUUUACCACUCAGUGGCCAUGUGGCUUCUCCUUCAGAGUUUUGUUCUGAUAGCCUUUUGCUUCCACUCAGCCACCACCUUUCCCAAGGGCUGCUACCCCUCCAGCGAAGAUGGCUUGAAAACUUUCCGUUGUAGCAAAGCUCAGCUUAGUGUUAUCCCAAAGGAUAUACCCAAUGACACCAACAAAUUGUUCCUGGAUUACAACCAGAUCUCUUUCUUACCCAAUGACGCCUUCCAGAACUUGCCACUUCUGAUGGAACUAGACUUGUCCCACAAUGUUAUCAGCCGGGUGGAAGUCGGGGCCUUCCGGGGCUUGCCGGAAGGUUUGCAUUCUUUGGACUUGUCUUCUAACAAGCUGGAGUCAGUCAACAAGGAUGUCUUUAACCCGCUCAAAGCCAAAGCCAACUUGUCCAGCAACCCUUGGCUAUGUGACUGCACUCUUCAGCAGCUGAUUGAGAGGGUAGAGCUCGUUGCUGGCACUUCUGAUGGCAUUGUGUGCUAUGCCUCUGUGCGGAAGGAGCACAUUGGCAAGCCGUUCCUACAACUGGUUGGGGACAUAGAUUUCUGCAACAUCUAUAAAAAGACCACUGAUGUUGCCAUGUUGGUCACCAUGUUCGGCUGGUUCGCCAUGGUGAUCUCAUACCUGAUCUAUUAUGUCCGGCAGAACCAAGAAGAUGCCCGGCGACACCUAGAGUAUCUUAAGUCCUUGCCCAGCAAGCAGAAGAAGUCCGAGGAAUCUUCAACAAUUAGCACUGUGGUGUGA
Molecule: messenger RNA, 783 nt
Organism: Eublepharis macularius
Lineage: Eukaryota; Metazoa; Chordata; Lepidosauria; Squamata; Eublepharidae
Gene: LRRC3C
Product: leucine rich repeat containing 3C
Exons: 1
Coding region: 1-783 (260 amino acids)
Molecular function (GO): protein binding
Source: RefSeq, a predicted model, not a curated record